Molecule: messenger RNA, 1760 nt
Organism: Drosophila elegans
Lineage: Eukaryota; Metazoa; Arthropoda; Insecta; Diptera; Drosophilidae
Product: luc7-like protein
Exons: 4
Coding region: 321-1655 (444 amino acids)
Biological process (GO): mRNA splice site recognition
Cellular component (GO): U2-type prespliceosome; U1 snRNP
Molecular function (GO): mRNA binding
Source: RefSeq, a predicted model, not a curated record
CGGUCACAUUGCGCUGCACAAAUUCGAUACCACACGAAUUUUAUUUCGUGAAUUUUAUUGAUUCUUUUUGGAGAAAUUGUCGCUUAAAGACCUUUCUGCACGAGUUCUACGUGGCUGCACCUGUCCGCCGGCAUCACCCAGGCCACAAAAUUGGGUGCGCUCCACCGGAAUCGCUAGCAUCACUUGGAUUGGAGCACUUGCACCGCUUUGCACACCACAGCCACUCCCCCCCUCCCCCACCCCCCAACACUCUUGGCAGUUUACCCUUACCCCUUGAAACUAAAGAUAUCCAAAUCAAAGGCGAAGAAGUCUCGGAAAAAAUGGUGGACGCCGCCAGACAAAUGCUCGAUGAGCUGAUGGGCAGGAAUCGGAACCUUCAUCCCUCGGAGGCGGGCGCCAAGGUCAACUGGGAGGAUCCCGAGUUCUGCCAGUUCUACAAUGUUAAGUUCUGCCCACAUGAUCUGUUUAUAAAUACCCGCGCGGAUCUGGGACCCUGUGCCCGCAUCCACGACGAGGAGGCCCGUCAUCUGUACGAGGAUGCUCGUCCCUCGCAAAGGAAACGACAGUACGAAGAUGAGUUCCUGCGCUUUUGCAAUGUCAUGCUGCACGAUGUCGACCGAAAGAUCCAGAAGGGCAAGCAGCGCUUGCUUUUAAUGCAAAGGGAUCAGCCCAAUACUCCGGCUCCGUUGAGCAGGCACCAGGAGCAGCUGGCCAACCUGAAUGCUAGGAUCAAUAAGCUCCUCUCCGAGGCCGAGGAAGCGGGCAUUCGUGGCGAUGUGGAUCAGGCGCAGGAUUUGAUGACCCUGUGCGAGGAGCUCAAGGAGGAGAAGGAGCAGCUGGUGCAGCAGCACGAGGCAAAUCACAAGGCCAUCAGCAGCAUUAGCUUGGCCAAGCCACCGGACGAUGAGCUGCAGCCGGGGCGCAGCAGCAGUCCUGGCACAAAUCCCAGCGACGACACCCCCAAUCCACUUCCUGCGGCCGCCAUCACCAGCGAUGAAACUCUAGAGGCUGCUCCAAGUACGGCAGCAGCAGCAGCAGGAGCUGCUCCAGCGGAGGAAGGUGAAUCAGCUGGAGCAUCGGGUGAAGAUAAAGCGGAGAAGAACGAAAGCAAGGCUGCUGGCUGGUCGCACGAUGCCCUGCCCGAGAAACAAAUGAAGGUUUGCGAGAUCUGUGGCGCCUUCCUGAUCGUCGGCGAUGCACAGCAGCGGAUCGAGGACCAUUUGAUGGGCAAACAGCAUUUGGGAUACUCCAAGCUUCGCAACGCCGUCGCCGAGAUCAACGAUGCGCGGCAGAAGGAGCGCGAGCAGGAGGAUCGACGUCGGCGGGAGGGUCGAGUGCAGCGCUUCCACUCCUACGAUAACAGACGCGAGCCACGCAAUGAGUACCGGGAACGAAGUCGUGACUAUGUCCAAAAUCGCCAGCCCUCGGAUCGGCGUCACCAUCACCAUAAGUCGCAUCACAGCUCUCAUCACUCGUAUUCGCGCAGUGGCGGUGGCGGCGGCGGAGGAGGAGGAGGAGGAGGAGGCGGUGGUGGUGGUGGUGGUAGUGGUAGUGGCAACCGAAGCAACCGGAGCCAUCACAAUCACAACCAUAAUCACUACCGCCACGACAGCCGCGAACGACAUUGCCGCAGUCGGAGUCGCAGCCGCUACUAGAGACCAAAAACAGCAUAAUAAACCAAGUGAAAAGCAAACACCACAAGUAAUAAGCAGAAAGUCAGAAGCUGUUCCCAAAGCCCUAAAAACCCGCAACUACACAAC